Penicillium vulpinum is the source of this 2217-nucleotide messenger RNA. Its product is annotated as transcription factor TFIIIB subunit BRF1. Gene Ontology annotation, cellular component: nucleus; transcription preinitiation complex; transcription factor TFIIIB complex. The record is from RefSeq and is a predicted model, not a curated record. The transcript has a single exon. Gene Ontology annotation, biological process: transcription by RNA polymerase III; DNA-templated transcription initiation; transcription preinitiation complex assembly. Gene Ontology annotation, molecular function: RNA polymerase III general transcription initiation factor activity; RNA polymerase III type 3 promoter sequence-specific DNA binding; TBP-class protein binding. Lineage: Eukaryota; Fungi; Ascomycota; Eurotiomycetes; Eurotiales; Aspergillaceae. The coding region runs from base 1 to 2217 and encodes 738 amino acids.
AUGUCGGCACCCAGAUCCGGCGCGCGUCCAAUUCCUCCCCGCGGUCCCCGGCCUCCUGUUGGACGACUGGCCAGUCUAAAACCUCCCAACUCUACACCUAUCAAUCGUCCAACGCCCAUUGGACGUACUCAACCGCCCCGCCCAACAACACACCCAAAAACAUCUAAUUGUCCCAACCCCGGUUGUCCUGCUCCGCAUAUUGUUGAUGACGCAGGCGUGAAGGUCUGCACGGGCUGUGGUACAGUCAUCAGCGAGAACAACAUCGUCUCUGAAGUCACGUUUGGUGAGUCCUCAUCCGGUGCAGCUGUUGUGCAGGGAUCUUUCGUCGGAGAAGAUCAGACCCAUGUACGCAGCUAUGGCCCGGGUUUCCAGCGCGGAGGCGCCAUGGAAAGCCGGGAGAUGACCGAACAAACUGGAAACCGAUACAUGCUCCAGCUUUCUCGAGCUCUGACAAUCCCGGAAAGCGCAACCAAAGCUGCUGGUCAGGUCUUCAAGCUUGCCGUGGGACUGAACUUUAUUCAAGGUCGUCGCACAAAGACGGUGGCUGCGGUCUGCUUGUAUAUUGCAUGCCGUCGCCAAAACGGUAAUACCGUUAUGCUGAUUGAUUUUGCCGAUGUGUUGAUGAUCAAUGUUUUCAAACUUGGUCGUACAUACAAGGCCCUUCUCGAUGAACUCCGCCUGGGUGGCAAUGUCUUUCUCAUGAACCCCAUCGACCCCGAAAGUUUGAUUUAUCGGUUUGCCAAGCAGCUGGAAUUCGGACCAUCUCUCAUGGCGGUGGCUGGCGAAGCAGUCAGGAUCGUCCAACGAAUGAACCGUGAUUGGAUGACCACCGGUCGACGCCCAGCUGGUCUCUGCGGUGCCGCACUGAUUCUUGCCGCGCGCAUGAACAACUUCCGCCGGACUGUACGUGAGGUCGUCUAUAUUGUCAAAGUGACAGAAACAACCAUCAGCCAGCGUUUGAACGAGUUCGGUUCCACGGAGAGUGGUGAAUUAACCGUUGAUCAAUUCCGUUCAGUCCAAUUAGAGAACACUCACGAUCCACCAUCUUUCACUCGCGGGCGAGAAGGUCGAAAAAAUCGCAUCAAGAGAAUACCAGAGACUGCGGCAGAACUCGAAGAUGACGACUCUCCAGGCGAAAGUGAAGCAGAAUCAGUGCAGCCGCUUCGUGUAGAUGCUGACGGCUUUGCUAUUCCCAAUCUCCCAAUUGACCCGGCUUUGACUGCAAAUAGUCACGGUCGACGCGCAUCUGUGAUCGCUAAGGCAGUGAAUGAAGUCGUUGAAGAUAUCAAAAACGAACCAAUCCACAGUAAGGGCAAGGGCAAGCGACAACCUACGCCAGAACCGUCUGCAGAACAGGUUGCAUCUGAAGCGGCGCUGGAAGAUGAAAUGCGGUCUAUGCUUGCUCAGGGUUCAACUAUGAUUGAGAGCGUCGGCUCUGACCAACCGCCGCGGCCUACUGUUUCCGAUAGCGCUGAAAUCGAUGCUGCCGAGUUCGAAGAUGACCCUGAAGUCGCCAAUUGUCUGCUCUUGCCCGCGGAAGUCGAGAUCAAGGAGUCAAUUUGGGUAACGGAAAACAAAGAGUACCUCCGCAACCAACAAGCAAAAGCCCUAAAGCGGGCCCUAGAAGAGUCAAACGGCGGCGGCGCACCUCGAAAGCCACGCAAGCGUCGCCGUGGCCGCCUUGGGGAUGUUACCUAUCUGGAGGGCGAAGGUGAAGAUGGUCGCAGCUCCCGUGCCUCGACGCCGGCUGAAGCGACACGUCGCAUGCUCGAGCGCCGAGGUUACAGCAAGAAGAUUAACUACUCUCUCCUGGACACCUUGUACGGCGGUGAAGGGGGAGACGCGAAGUCACGAAGCAUGAGCCGAAGCCAAAGUCGCAGCCAAAGCGUCGUCUCACGACGCAGUGCCAGCAUCGAGCCAGAAGCAGCCUUACGAUCCCGACGUGCCACUCCAUCAGAUUACAAGUUCGAUUCCAAGUUCAUCCGUCCCACCUCUACAGCACCAUUGCCUACCCCGCCAUCUACCGCUCUAAACACCUCUCAGGACGCAAAGCCAGUCAUGGCCAAGGGUAUCCCCGUGGAUCAGAUUGAGCCAGAUCCUGAGGACGAAGAUGAUGAGGAAGACGAUUAUGACGACGAUGAGAAGGACGAUGGCCUCGAGGACGCAUUUGCAGGCAAUUAUGAGAGUGACUACGAUUAUGGCGAUGAUGAUGACUGA